UGAUUCGAGUGCAAGAUGAAACGCUUAAUCGUAAGUAAUAUCGACAAUAACAAAGUUUUUCCUUUAGUAAAAUUCAGUUUCCAGUUAUUUUUCAUCGUCGCCUUCACUCGAGCGCUUCCCCACUCGUCCGGGGGUUACGAUUACGCACCUCCUAACGCCGGACAAAUUAAUUCCUUGGGUAGCGAAUUCACGCACGUUUCCAGCUCAUUCGGGGGAGGAAACACGUUCCUCGUACCGCAGGGCUUCAGCGAUUUCGGCUCGUUGAACGCCCAGUCCUCCAGCUUCUCCUCCAGCUCAUUGGGACAAGGAGGCUCUGGUUUGGAACAGUCAUUUUCUUCGAACUCUAACAGUUUGGCUAAUUCCGGUGAUGCUCAAGUGUUCAAACAUUUAUACGUGCACGUGGCUCCCGAAGACCCGGACGACGCCAAAUUGGAGACGGUUCAGUUACAACCGGUCCCGAAACAAAUCCACUACAGGAUUAUUUUCAUCAAGCCUCCGUCACCGCCCAACAUUCGGGUUCCCGUUGUGGCUGGGUCUCGCAGAGAAGAGAAAACUCUUGUUUACGUACUGGUUAAGAAGCCGAUAAUUGAAGAGGUACCGAUUACUAGAACUGAAUUGGAACAAGUCCCGCAGAACAAACCGGAAGUUUACUUCAUCAACUACAAGAACAAAGCGAAUGGAAAUGUAAGUGGAGACACAAGUUUUGCUAGUAGAAGUUCAGUUAAAGUGGAAUCAGAAUCGAGCUCCGGUUCUGAACAACAAGUUGAUUCAUUGGAAGGCGUUUAUGAAGAUAGUUUGCCCCAUUCGAGGGUGUCUUCGGGAGAGUUUACCAAAUACGAAUCACCGAAAGAGUGAAAUAAUAUUUUAAUUGGCUCACAUUUUUGUUAUACGUAUUACGUGCACAAUAGUUUGUAAAUAGUUAUAGGCUUAAGGUUUGUCAACAAAUAAACAUUUUCUAUAAAUUUAUUGUUGACCUGAUUUUGUAUUUUAAUUAACAAUGUCUUUUGACAGAAGCAAUUAUUAGGUUGAAAUUUUAAUUAAUUUACAAUGUUGCGAAAUAUUCGUUAAAUCAAAUAAAUUACUGUAUGGAAAACAAAUUUCUCUAAAUUUGAAACUACAAAAAGAAUAAUAAAAGGUCAGGUGUUUCAUAACCCUCGUAAAUUAUUUACCUAAUUUGCAUAAUCAAUUUAUUGUGCUUAUCUAUGAAAUAUACCCUCAAGUAUUUUUAUGAGUUAUAAGAAUUUAUUUAAAUUUUUAUGAUCAUAAAUUUUCACAAUGUGUGUUUGAAAUCGAUUCAAUAAAAAUAAUAAAACAAAA
Messenger RNA from Aethina tumida (small hive beetle), 1317 nucleotides. RefSeq lists its product as uncharacterized. Lineage: Eukaryota; Metazoa; Arthropoda; Insecta; Coleoptera; Nitidulidae. Bases 16 to 855 code for a protein of 279 amino acids. The record is from RefSeq and is a predicted model, not a curated record. The transcript has a single exon.